Molecule: messenger RNA, 1253 nt
Organism: Folsomia candida
Lineage: Eukaryota; Metazoa; Arthropoda; Collembola; Entomobryomorpha; Isotomidae
Gene: Unc50
Product: protein unc-50 homolog
Exons: 7
Coding region: 240-1049 (269 amino acids)
Cellular component (GO): Golgi membrane
Source: RefSeq, a predicted model, not a curated record
UUUUUGAUUUUUAUUCAUUUUCGCAUCGUUUGUAAAAAAAUACUUUAUUGACUAAAAUCUCCAGUAAUAUAACCAGAAUAAUAAUUCAAGUUGGAAAGAACCAAGUGGAAGACAAGUUAUUGGCUCAAAUUAGAAUUGUUGGUUUUUGAUUAGUUCUACAUUUCCAGUUUGCACAUCCAAUUUUAGGAUUUCAGAAGAACAUUCUGAAAUGGUGUAACAAGUUGGUAGCCGUGUGAAACAUGUAUUCGUCCAAUUCAAGUAGAACUCAAUCGCCAAUCAGUUUUUCAAACUACGGUCCCGGCUCCUUACCAUCACCAGCGACACAUAGACACGGCUGUAUGAGUGCUGCGGCCAAAAGAUACAAGUAUCUCCGAAGGCUCUUCAAAUGCCACCAAAUGGACUUUGAAUUUGCUGCGUGGCAGAUGGUGUACUUGUUCAUUUCACCGCAAAAAGUGUACAGAAACUUUCAAUAUCGAAAACAAACGAAGGCCCAGUUCGCUCGUGAUGAUCCUGCCUUUUUAGUCUUGCUAGGUGUAUUCUUACUCGUGUCGUCAGCUGGAUUCGCACUAGUUUUGAGACUGACAUUCCUUGAAUUUGUCCGUUUGUUUGCGUAUAUUGUAAUCGUGGACUGCAUAAUGGUGGGAAUUGCAAUAGCUUCGCUAGUUUGGUUUCUUUCAAACAAGUACUUAUUGAAACCAGGAGUUCCAGAAGACAGUAAAGUGGAGUGGGGAUACUGCUUCGAUGUCCACUUGAAUGCUUUGUUCCCACUUUUAGUGUUACUUCAUGGCAUAAUGAUAUUGUUGUACCACGCGGUUAUUAGUCACGAAUGGACCAUAUCAAUGGUCUUGGGGAAUACAUUGUGGCUCAUCGCGUUGGGUUACUAUAAUUAUAUAACAUUUUUGGGAUAUUCAUGCCUACAGACCAUGCGAUCGACUCGAAUAUUUUUGUAUCCCCUGAGUUUGUUAGUUGUCGUCUAUCUUGUUACUUUGUUACUCGGGUGGAAUAUCUCCACCUCGCUAAUCAACUUUUACAAAUAUCGGGUAUUAUAAGGAACAGUCAGGAGACGACACGCCGCAUAUAGUUUUAUUUAUUAGUUUACUUUCUAUACCCGUAAUAAUACGAAAUGUUGUUAGCUUUACGUACGAUUAUAUUAAAAUACGUAGAAUAAAGUCAAAUCAUAUUUAUGUAAAAUGUGCAUUAAUCCAUAAGUAUCGUAUUUUCGCCCAAUAAACUUUCUAAGCUGUUGAAACUAA